Messenger RNA from Purpureocillium lilacinum, 708 nucleotides. RefSeq lists its product as uncharacterized. The record is from RefSeq and is a predicted model, not a curated record. Gene Ontology annotation, molecular function: DNA-binding transcription factor activity, RNA polymerase II-specific; zinc ion binding. NCBI's taxonomy places the organism in Eukaryota, Fungi, Ascomycota, Sordariomycetes, Hypocreales, Ophiocordycipitaceae. Gene Ontology annotation, biological process: regulation of DNA-templated transcription.
AUGUUCGGAACGUGGAAGUACGACCCGGAGACGGACCAAGUCCAAAACCUGAGGCGGGCAUAUGACCCCAUCACAGCCCGCUCAAGCCAGCAUCAGGCCUGCAACCGGUGUCAUGAGAAAAAGCUCAAAUGCAGCGGGGACAAGGAUGGCUGCGAUAGAUGCGCUGCCAGCGGUCACACCUGCGAGUAUAGUCGCUCCAACUCACGCAAGGGCAGGAAAGGGAGCGUCAACUCCAAAGAGGGCCGUAGCCACAGCCGGGAGGAGAGUGGAAGCCCCAGCAGCCGCGCCUCGUCUCACAAAGGACAAUCGCAAGCAAAGUCCAAGAGCGGACGAUCCCGCGACAGCGGCAGCGCCUUGGCCUCGGCGGCGCACACGGGGCAGCACCAUCAUGGCAGCUCUGCGGGCCACACCUCGUCUCCAAUGGUAUCGCCAACGGACGCUUUCGACAUGAGCGCAAUGUCAACGGGAAUGACCAGCGACAUGUACGGAUCGCCGACGAUGUCGCAGUUUGACACGAGCCACUAUUCUGCCUACCAGCAGGGAGGAUGGUCAGGAUUCGACGACGCGGCAAACGCGGUGGUGACCACUGCGAUGGACUCAACAUACGUGGCAACGACCAGCCCAAUGUAUGGAAAUGAGUACGGCGCCUACGACGCAUACCAGGGAUACCAGUACCCAAACAUGGACCAACGAUACUGGCCGCAAUGA